AUGAUUGGUUCGUUUCGUGCAUGCUGUUCACCGAUAUUAUCGAGGACUGGCAAUUUCAUUAACAAAAGCUCAUCUUGCAAAUAUAUAUUGCCUUUGUCUAGAACACGCUUUCAACAUCUGGGUGAUAGAACAGUCAAUUUGGAGUUACUGCUGACGAAGUCUCUGUUUCGGCGCUAUUCAUCAAAAAGGUCUAGUGGAGUUGGUUCCCGCAAGCGGAAGCUUGAUAUCAAACCAGUAAUGAAGGACGAUAAGGAAGCAUUUUUUGUUGUUCGCAAAGGUGACCUCGUGGGUGUUUACAAAAGCUUAAGCGAUUGUCAAGCUCAAGUUGGAACCUCGAUAUGUGACCCCCCAGUCAGUGUGUACAAAGGUCAAGCCAUGCCAAAGGACACAGAGAAGUAUCUCAUGUCUUGUGGACUCAAGAAUGCACUUUAUUCCAUCAGAGCUUCUGAACUUACUGAACAUUUUUUUGGCCCUCUUGUACCUUGCCAUUUCCAGCCUUCUUCUAGAGGGGAAACAUCUGCCGAGCCAAUAACCAAGAAGAGGCCGCAGGAAGCUUUGUGGUCAGACUAUGGGGAGGCAGCUGAACCUACGUUGUCUUCAAAUGAUGCUUUACCAAAGCAUUUCAAAUUAGAACCUCAUAGAGGAGUUGACCAGAAUCAACCAGUUUGUCGGUCCUGUACUAUCGAGUUUGAUGGUGCUUCAAAAGGAAACCCAGGACAAGCUGGGGCAGGUGCUGUACUAAGAUCCGAUGACGGAAAUUAUAUUUGUAGAUUGCGGGAAGGCUUAGGCAUUGCCACAAACAAUUUUGCAGAAUACCGUGGGUUUAUACUAGGGUUGAAAUAUGCACUUCGGGAAGGGUUCUCGAGCGUUCGAGUUCGAGGUGAUUCCAAACUCGUUUGCAUGCAGAUUCAGGGAUUAUGGAGGGUUAAAAACCAAAAUAUCUCAAGCUUGUACGAGGAGGCAAGGAAAUUGAAGGAUAUGUUUGGUUCUUUUCAAAUUAUUCAUGUUCUAAGGGACCUGAAUUCAGAGGCUGAUGCCCUUGCUAACUUGGCCGUGGAGCUCGCGGAGGGACAAGUUCAAGAGCAGAUUGAUAAAUAG
Messenger RNA from Striga hermonthica, 1098 nucleotides. Lineage: Eukaryota; Viridiplantae; Streptophyta; Magnoliopsida; Lamiales; Orobanchaceae. The record is from the annotation of a GenBank genome assembly.